UAGUUUCUACUGCUUCUAUACUUGAAUAUGUGUAGACCUCCGGGCUACCUUAGGUUAGGUACCUACGCAAACAAGACGAGAGUUGUAUUAGCCAGUUGAAUUCGAAUGUGGUAGCUUACGAGGAUGGAGCUUAGAGCUACUUGGUUGGCCAAACCUCCAAAGCGUCUUUAGUGUAGAGCUAUACACACAAAGGUAUGCGCAACCCAUACGAAAAUUACAUUUUAGAUAAUACUAUAGACUAUAGUAGGUGCCUUACUCAAGGCAGAUGCCUUAAAGAUGUUUAGGAGGCGGACUUUGAAGGAUAAAGAUCGUGCUUCAUCAUUCAUGACGUGCGCAGCCAAGUAAAUUAGCAUCAUGACAGGGGUGAUCCACAAGCUUCAAUGUAACCACAUAUAUGAUAUAAACAAUCAGGUGAAGGGAUCAGCUAAGUUGAAGAAACAUCCAUCAUUCAACAUUCACCAUGUCGAGCUCACUAUUGACUUUAUUGCAGCAAUUCUACCCUCCCGCGCCAACCUUCACUGAGAAGAACGUCGUGGCCGGGAGUCAAGUAGGCAAGGUAUUCAUCAUCACCGGCGCCAAUUCUGGUAUCGGUUUGGAUCUGGUGAAAUUCCUCUAUCCCACCGGCGCCACAAUAUAUCUCGCCAGCCGCUCACUUGAAAAGAUUCACAAUGCCAUUACGCAAGUAUCUUCCGUCUCCCCCGCACCAGCAACCCCUGCAACGCUCAAGCCUCUCCACCUGGACCUAUCAGACCUCACCACCAUCAAGCCCUCCGCCGCGUCCUUUGCGGCUCAGGAGUCACGUCUCGACAUCCUCUGGCACAACGCCGGCUCCGGCUUUGCACCCGGCAGCGUGACAAAGCAGGACAUUGAAGCCCACGCCGGCGCCCACUGUGUCGCUCCACUGCUCUUUACCCAGGAGCUUCUCCCGCAGCUCCAAGCUGCCGCGAAAUCCGCGCCCAAGGACAGCGUCCGCGUCAUCUGGACCGGCUCCAUACUAAUCGACCUAAACUCACCACCCGGCGGCGUCGACUUCGCCCGGAUCGAAAAGCCGACCACCAACCAUGACCAGGACUACGCCAUGUCCAAAGUCGGGAACUAUUUCUUGGCGGUGGAGGGGGCCAAGCGCUGGGGCAAGUACGGGAUUAUCAGCGUGUGCGAGAAUCCCGGGAAUCUGUACACGCCUAUCUGGGCGAACGCCAGCUGGUGGUAUAUAACGUUGCUCCGGAUUUUUAUCUUGUACCCGUCAAAGUACGGUGCGUACACGAUGCUCUAUGCCGGGUUCUCGCCGGAUGUAAAUGAAGAUACCAAUGGCGCGUAUAUCUGGCCUUGGGGUAGGGUUCGACCUGUCGGACGAGGUGAUGUGUUGCAGGCGGUAUCGGAUGGUAAAGCGACGGAAUUUUGGGAGUGGUGCGAAAGAAAAUGGAGGCAACAUGUUUGAGAGCUUAUAACUCCGGACUUUUUAGCACCAAUGACGGACAGUAUAAAUUGAUAUAGCAGUACAUUUUGUUUAUAGUACCUAACACAUAUAUUUAAAACGCUUAUAUUGAAUAGGUACAAUGUAGUAUUCAGAA
Molecule: messenger RNA, 1571 nt
Organism: Daldinia loculata
Lineage: Eukaryota; Fungi; Ascomycota; Sordariomycetes; Xylariales; Hypoxylaceae
Product: NAD(P)-binding protein
Exons: 3
Coding region: 461-1438 (325 amino acids)
Source: RefSeq, a predicted model, not a curated record